This is a messenger RNA of Toxorhynchites rutilus septentrionalis, 851 nucleotides long. RefSeq names its product MIT domain-containing protein 1-like. The record is from RefSeq and is a predicted model, not a curated record. The transcript has 3 exons. Lineage: Eukaryota; Metazoa; Arthropoda; Insecta; Diptera; Culicidae. The coding region runs from base 123 to 839 and encodes 238 amino acids.
CCUGUUGAAAGAUUCAAAUCAUCUGUUCUGCAGUACGAUGCGUGUAAACAAACAGAAAUCAGCUGGAAGCUGACCAAAUCGGAAUUUAAACAGUGCAAAAGUUACGGAAUAAGUGAAUAAAAAUGGCACAGAUAGCAAUAACUUUGCUAACAAAAGCAAUCGAAUACGACAUGAACGGCCGAAAGCUGGAAUCAUUGAAGCUGUACGAAGAUGGAAUUGAGGCGUUGCUCAAGGAAUCUAAAGCCGAGACAGAUCCAAAACGGAAGCAGCAUUUUCAGAACAAAAUCCUCGAAUACAUGAACCACGCUGAAAAGGUGAAAGAACUGAUAUCGCGAUGGAAGAGUAGAGGAGAAAUCCGGGAUCAGAUUCACGUUGUGGAUGGAGCAACUGGUUACAGCUACCACAGGGUGUUUGGAAAAUAUCUAUCGGAAGAGGUGAAGGAAAUUCUCAUCGAGGAACCUUAUGUUCGUGAACACCAUCAGAUUUGCAAUGUCGUGAUGUUUUGUGAACUUGCCGUGAGUAGUUGUAGAGGUUUGAAGUUCAUCAAAUUAUUAACUGUGCGCGAACAGAAAAAUAACGACGAACAAGGGAGAGCGUUUCAAACGCUGAGAGAAAGUUUGAAGAAGCAUGGGAUCGAACUUCUUGUGGAGUAUUCUGCCCAUAUGCACGAUAGACAAAUAAUGCUUAGUAACGGGUAUGUGGUCAAAAUAGGACGAGGAUUAAACUAUUUCAAACCAACACCGAGCAAAUACUGUCUAGGAGCUUUCAACUAUCACUACCGAGAGUGUAGAGAAACUAAUAUAGAUGUUUUUUAUUGUCCCGAAAAUAAUAAAACCUGAAAGUAUAUUGUA